AUGGCGGCCACCGCCACCUCGUUCGAGUUCGAGGGCAGGGAGUUCCCCAUCUUCACGGACAAGCAGCUCAGCGGCAUCAACCGCGAGGCCCUGACGCAGCGCGCCAUGAACCUCCGGGACCACGUGGGCCAGGACCGCCUCCCGCCGAUGCCGCGCCACCCCGAGGGGCUCGUGUCCUGGGUCCUCUCCGUGCAGGACGCGCUCAGCACGGGGUACGAGCUCGAGCCGCCGCCCAGCGGCAGGCCUGCCUCCCGCGGCGGCGGAGGCGCUGGCGGGCGAGGCGGCCUCUCGGAGCUUCCGACGCCGGUGUCGACCGACACGGCGAGCGCCUACUCGGAGGCGCGGCGCGGCGGCGAGGCGGCCCGGCUGCGCAACCAGGGCGGUGGCAUGGCCGCGGUCUUCGGCGGGCAGUGA
Messenger RNA from Prorocentrum cordatum, 414 nucleotides. NCBI's taxonomy places the organism in Eukaryota, Dinophyceae, Prorocentrales, Prorocentraceae. The record is from the annotation of a GenBank genome assembly.